Molecule: messenger RNA, 1659 nt
Organism: Orbilia oligospora ATCC 24927
Lineage: Eukaryota; Fungi; Ascomycota; Orbiliomycetes; Orbiliales; Orbiliaceae
Exons: 5
Coding region: 1-1659 (552 amino acids)
Biological process (GO): carbohydrate metabolic process
Molecular function (GO): hydrolase activity, hydrolyzing O-glycosyl compounds
Source: RefSeq, a predicted model, not a curated record
AUGUCGGAAACUGGCUCCUAUCAAAACCCCAUUUUGAGGGGUUUCAACCCAGACCCUACCAUUUGUAGGGAUCCCAGGACCAAUGAUUUUUUUAUCGCAACAUCGACAUUCGAAUACUUCCCUGGAGUUUCAAUAUAUCACAGCAAGGAUCUUAUCAGUUGGAAACUGAUCGGCCAUGCGCUCACCAGACGUAGUCAGCUCGAUAUGCGAACAGUUGAGCCUGGCGGCGGGAUUUGGGCACCAACUCUCCGGUUUGUCAAUGGGAGAUUUUACAUGACAACAGCAAAGUGGGACAGGUAUCGCCCCGCGCAAAAUGAAAGAGUCUGGCCCAGGGGUUUCUAUGUUGAAACCGACAACAUAUGGGAUGAGAACAGCUGGUCUGAUCCAGUCUAUUUCGACCUUCCGGGGUUCGAUCAAGAUUUAUUCUGGGAUGAUGACGGAAAGGUCUAUUUGUCGACAACCUAUAGGUUGGUGGAUAGGGAUCCGAAGAGUACGAAGAAGGACUUUGCAAUUCAUCUAUGCGAGGUAGAUUUAAGGACAGGGACAUCAUUGACUCCUCCGACUGUCAUUCGCGUUGCGCCAUCUGGACUAGCUGAAGGGUCCCAUAUCAUCAAAAGAAACAAUUAUUACUAUCUGUUCACCGCAGAGGGUGGUACGGAAGAAGGUCAUACUGAGUGGGUAUCUCGCAGUAGCGUUGGUCCACUGGGUCCCUGGGAGCUUGGAACAAGGAACCCUUUAUGGAGGAACACAACUUCAGAUGAGGUUCAAAAUACUGGGCAUGCCGACCUGAUUGAAGAUGCUGUAGGGAAUUGGUGGGGUGUUUUCUUGGGAGUAAGGCCCUGGAGGCAAGAGGUCAAUGGGGAAGUGACUUGGGAGAUCUCUCAAUAUGGCCGCGAGAGUUUCUUAGUCCCAGUAAGCUGGGAAGACGACUGGCCAGUCUUCAAUUACGGCAGCAAAAUAACACUCCUCGGGAAGGCACCCGAUACCUAUCAUGUACGAGAUGCUGAGACCUGGUUCGACGAUUUUGGUAAAAGUAACCUCGAACCAGGUUGGUAUCACAAACAUACGCCUUUGAAGCAAGAAUACAGUCUCACUUCUCGACGGGGAUUCCUUCGACUUCACGGUGGCCCAUACAACCUUACCGUGCCUGAAUGUCCAACCAUGCUUCUCCAACGGCAAACUCGUGCCAAUAUCGUUUGGACAACCGAGCUAGAGUUUUAUCCCGACCGCAAGACUUAUGAAGCUGGAACUGUGGUAUGGUGGAAUAGCUACACCUUUUCUAGCAUUGGCAUCCGUGUCACCGAAUCAGGUCAACGAUAUAUCGCCGUCAAACAGGCCUUGGAUGGUAAAGGUGGAUUCGAGGAAUUUCAACAUGAGCUCCCUGAAGGUAAAUUCCCAGUUCAGUUGCAUAUAAAAGCUUUACCGUUAGAGUAUCACCUUGGUUUCUCCUUCCCAACGGGUAGUGAGCCGGAUCAUCACCUCAAGCGGACCAAAACCGAUAUCACCUGGCUCUCAAGUGUUUCGACUAGAACCAUGACACUUCUCCCACCUAUCGGAAAUGCCUUUGCUGGGAUGAUGUUCGGUGUUUACUCUUUUGGGGAGCUAGAGCGGUGUCUUGUGCCAGCCGACUUCAGUUACGUUAGGUGGGAUGGACUGUAG